Mesorhabditis spiculigera is the source of this 1338-nucleotide messenger RNA. Lineage: Eukaryota; Metazoa; Nematoda; Chromadorea; Rhabditida; Rhabditidae. The record is from the annotation of a GenBank genome assembly.
AUGAACGCGGACCGCGCAGCAAUUACCGAUGUCCAGAACCAACUCAACAACCAAUUUUUGCCCGCCGUCAAAUCGAUGGGCGCGGCAGGCGCUGAGUUAUUGAGGGCAUUUCAAGCGUUGCAACGAAGCACAGACGCCUACUGUACAAGCUUGGCCCAGUUGGCGCGCUCGGCGAAAGGCGCAAGCCCUGCGGCUGAGAACUAUGGGAAGCAACUUCUCGAAACGAGCAAGCAGUUCCGGGACACUAUGCAACACCAUGAACGAAGUGUGGCCAAUUUCUCAGUGUUCGCGAACAAAACUAACCGCUUCUCCACCGGCGAGAAGGACGUGCUGAAGGAAAUGGCCUCCCGUUUCGCCAAGGACGAGAAGGAGUUUUUAAAAACCAAACCGUCGGCGGAGGCUAGUGGAAAAUUCUACGCCAAGGAGCGCGAGUAUUUCGUGAAACAACAAGAGCUGCGCUACAAGUUCUUCUUCGAUCGGCACGAAGAGUGGUUUAAGACAUACGGCGAUCUGAUCGAAUACUGUCAGGAAGUGGCAAACCGAGAAGAAGAAGGCAGCAGAAUACACGCUAGUACCAAGACCUCCGAAGCCACGAAGCCGGAGGAAAAACCCGCAGCUCCGAGCGUGCUGGUCGCUGUUGAGGUGAACGGAACACAGUCUGAUCGCAAAUCGACGGCGAGCAGCAAAGCCAGCAGCGCUAGCAGCAUCGAAGGGAUUCGGAGUCGGCUAUCCACGCAAGAUGACCAGAAUUCGAUUGCUCUCAUUAGUGAGAAGCAACUGGUGCAAACCAAUCCCACAGAAACGGCGCCGUCGAACGAGCAUCGUUUGGCCGAAAUCGCUCAAGAAAACAUUGAAUACCUACCACAACGGGAAUGGCCGCAGGCUGAGCGUCACCACGAAAGCAUGGCAUAUGAUUUCCGACCGCGUGAGGCGUCGCCGGAGCGCGCAAGGACGGCUCUGCAGCUACAUCCAGCGCAGAACGUUGCGCAGCCUCAACCAGCCGUCGCCCGCGCACCACCAAAGUUUGGAUAUCAAGUGUUCCCACCAAUGGCUGCUGCCACGAACCCUAGCCCACUCCCCGUCUAUGCCGCCGAUCCAAAGCCUACACCGGCGGCUCGAACAGUUCCGGUGGUCGUGCCGUCGCCGUUUUCGGCCCAGGAUUACGGUGUCAGCCUCGAGGUAAACGAGGAUUACAGCCCGAGCGGCCCCGAUCAACUCUCCGUAGUCCGAGGAGACCGAGUCACCCUCAUCAAAUCGGGGAAUCGAGGAUGGAUUUUUAUCAAAGAGGCCAGCGGCAAUAGAACCGGCUGGAUCCCCGCUCAAUUUGCUUCGAAAGUC